Salmo salar (Atlantic salmon) is the source of this 1206-nucleotide messenger RNA. Its product is annotated as trafficking protein particle complex subunit 4. The record is from RefSeq and is a predicted model, not a curated record. Gene Ontology annotation, cellular component: TRAPP complex. NCBI's taxonomy places the organism in Eukaryota, Metazoa, Chordata, Actinopteri, Salmoniformes, Salmonidae. Gene Ontology annotation, biological process: endoplasmic reticulum to Golgi vesicle-mediated transport.
AAUAUUUCCUGUCACGUGACAAUUUUGUCAGCUGUGCAGAAAAAAGGGCAAAGAUGGUGAUAUUCAGUGUGUAUGUUGUAAAUAAGGCUGGAGGAUUAAUUUACCAGUAUGACAAUUAUGUACCGAGAGCAGAAGCAGAGAAAACAUUCAGCUAUCCUUUAGAUUUGGUGUUAAAGAUCCACGAUGAGAAAGUUGUUGUAUCAUUUGGUCAACGCGAUGGAAUCCGAGUGGGCCAUGCUUUACUGUCCAUCAAUGGAUUGGACGUCAACGGUAAAUUCACGGCAGAUGGGAAGGAGAUCAUCGAAUACUUGAAAGACUCAACAAACUAUCCGUUGUCCAUACGGUUCGGAAGGGCUCGCUUGAGCUCCAAUGAAAAACUGAUGCUGGCUUCAAUGUUUCAUUCGUUGUUUGCUAUUGGUUCACAGCUGUCCCCUGAAGUUGGCAGUACAGGAAUUGAGAUGCUGGAGACGGAUAUGUUCAAACUGCACUGCUUUCAGACACUCACUGGGAUAAAGUUCAUUGUGCUGGCAGACCCCCGACAGUCUGGCAUUGAUGCACUCCUGAGGAAGAUUUACGAGAUCUAUUCAGACUUCGCCCUCAAGAACCCCUUCUACUCUUUGGAGAUGCCUAUCAGGUGUGAACUCUUUGAUCAGAAUUUGAAGGGUGCAUUGGAGAUAGCAGAUAAAGCUGGUAACUUUGGACCUGGAUCUUGAGUAGGAACAAGGAUGAAUUGCUCCUGAAAUGUUGUUGUUGAACCAAUCAUUGAAUUGUGUUUUAUGACUGGGAAGCUACAGUACAAGCAUAUGGGUCAAUAUGUCUCCAAGCAGUGCUGCUAUUUCAGAACUAAUGUUGAUUUUUUAUUUAAAUUUUACCUUUAACUAGCAAUUCAGUUAAGAGCAAAUUCUUAUUUUACAAUGACGGGCUACCCCGGCGAAACCCGGACGACUCUGGGCCAAUUGUGCUCCGCCCUAUGGGACUUCCGAUCGCGGCUGGUUGUGAUACAGCCCGGGAUCGAAUCAGGGUCUGUAGUGAUACCUCUAGCACUAAGAUGCAGUGCCUUAGACCGCUGCCUUAGACUGCUGCGCCACUCAGGAGCCUUGAUUAACUUGUAUAUGAUAAGAAUAUGUUCUACUGGGAUACAAUGUAAAUACAGAUUUUAAUUUUUUUUUGUACAUACUUUAAGAAUAAACACCACUAUGUAAUGUU